AUGGAGAAACCCGGUUUAUGUUCACAUUGCGGACGGGUGCUUCACAGACACGGGUACGCUCGCUGGCAGGACAUCCAGAACGACAAUCAGUUUGCCAUCAUCAACGAGCCUUUCAAAAGCGAAGCCAACAAGGGGAACUUCUUGGAGAUGAAGAACAAGUUCCUGGCCAGACGGUUCAAGCUCCUGGAACAGGCCUUGGUGAUCGAAGAGCAGCUCCGCCGGGCCGCCUACCUGAACAUGACCCAGGACCCCAGCCACCCGGCCAUGGCCCUCAACACCCGCUUUGCCGAGGUGGAGUGUCUGGCCGAGAGCCACCAGCACUUGUCCAAGGAGUCUCUGGCCGGCAACAAGCCCGCCAACGCCGUCCUGCACAAGGGUAAGAGGCGGGCGGGUAGGCGGGCGCGGCGAGGACGGUCCACGUGACUCCCCCUUCCCACCCACUACCACAGUCCCCCCCGGCCUCCGUGCGUGAUCCUUCUGUAUCCCCCUUCUCCUCUGAAUCCAUUAAAGUGCGGUUGUGCUGAGCAAAGCCACGGUGUGUGGUUGUCUCCUUGGUCCUCCUCUGUGUAUCUUUGCUCUCUCUUUCUCUCUCUGCUUCCGUCUGUCCGCCGAGUAUCCCACAAGUAUCUCGGGAGAAUUCUCCGUCCUCUCUGGUUGUUUUUUUUUGAAGGGCUCUCAAAUCUACUCCCCAUUUUUGCUCCUUGCUGAAUGCCACUCUCCCUCCCGCCCACCAACCCAAAAUAACUCUGGAAUGAGCAACUCGGGGUAGAAAACAAAACAUAUUUGCUGUCAAACAUAAAACAGCCAGAAAAUAUCAUUGGGUUAGAAACUAGGUGCUUUUGGGAUAUCUAGCUUGGCGCCCUUUGAGUCUGCCUUGCAUCCGUUUCACCGAGUAUUGUGAGUUGUCCUGAUUUCACCGUUGUCCCCAUCAAAAUGUCACGUCUCAUAUAUACUGUAUAUAGAUAUAUACGUAUGUAUAUGUAUCAUCAUCAUUUAACAACCGCAUAUUCCCUUGCGGGGGUGAAAUCUUGGUCAAGUGAAUGGAACUGUGUGUUUACUGGCCGAUGCCUUUCCCUGUUGCCAAUGCAGAGUUUUGUUCAGCAGAUGUAUUCUCAUUGUGCCCAGAGAGAGAAAUAUCU
Thamnophis elegans (Western terrestrial garter snake) is the source of this 1139-nucleotide messenger RNA. Its product is annotated as chromodomain-helicase-DNA-binding protein 4-like. The transcript is spliced from 3 exons. Lineage: Eukaryota; Metazoa; Chordata; Lepidosauria; Squamata; Natricidae. The record is from RefSeq and is a predicted model, not a curated record. The coding region runs from base 1 to 423 and encodes 140 amino acids.